Molecule: messenger RNA, 2351 nt
Organism: Nylanderia fulva
Lineage: Eukaryota; Metazoa; Arthropoda; Insecta; Hymenoptera; Formicidae
Gene: ThrRS
Product: threonine--tRNA ligase
Biological process (GO): threonyl-tRNA aminoacylation
Cellular component (GO): mitochondrion; cytoplasm
Molecular function (GO): threonine-tRNA ligase activity; ATP binding
Source: RefSeq, a predicted model, not a curated record
UUGGAGCAGCCGCGUGCGGCGAGUUUUGCAUCACGUUGCAAAUUGUGAUUUCAUGCUAAACGCAGCGCAAACUUAGAAUUAAAAUCGGCGGUCUUGGAAGAUUGUGUGAUAUCCGACAUGAGCGACAACGUGGUGGCCGACGUAGAAAAUCUGACUUUGACGGAGGAUAAGACGAAGACGAUGAAGGCAAACAAGAAGAAAAAUGCGGUGGUGGAGAAGACUAUAACUGAGCUUAAUCCUUGGCCCUCAUACAUUCAAGAUCGUAUCAUAUUAUGGGACAAGUUGAAGAAGGAAUAUGAGGAAGCCUUAGCCGCAAAAACCCCUGUUGAUAUAACUGUGACUCUUUCGGAUGGCAAGGAAGUGCCUGCUCAAUCCUGGCGUACAACUCCUUAUGAAAUCGCAAGGAACAUCAGUCAAGGAUUGGCGGACAAUACUGUAAUUGCAAAGGUCAACAAUGAAUUAUGGGAUCUUGACAGACCUUUGGAAUACGAUUGCAAGCUGCAGUUGUUGAAAUUUGAUGAUAUGGAGGGUCGACAAGUGUUUUGGCAUUCCAGCGCCCACAUUCUCGGGGAGGCCAUGGAAAGAGUAUACGGUGGCUGUCUCUGUUAUGGUCCUCCCAUCGAAAAUGGUUUUUACUAUGACAUGUAUCUGGGAGAGAAGGGUAUUUCUAACACAGACUUUCCGUAUUUGGAAAAUAUAUACAAGAGUAUAGCCAAAGAGAAGCAGCCGUUUGAACGACUGGAGAUGACGAAGGAGGAUCUCUUGGAGAUGUUCAAGUACAACGAAUUCAAAGUACGGAUUAUCAACGAGAAGAUACAUACGCGCACUACUACGGUUUACAGAUGCGGCCCGUUGAUUGAUCUGUGCAGGGGACCGCAUGUUAGGCACACGGGCAAGAUCAAGGCCCUCAAGGUCACGAAAAAUUCGUCCACGUACUGGGAGGGAAACGCUAACGCGGAGUCGUUGCAGCGAGUUUACGGAAUAAUUCCCGAUGGUAAGCAGUUGAAGGAAUGGGAAAAGUUUCAGGAAGAGGCGGCCAAACGGGAUCACAGGAAGAUCGGGAAGGAGCAGGAGCUGUUCUUCUUCCAUGAGCUAUCGCCCGGUUCCUGUUUCUUCCAACCACGCGGCGCGUACAUCUACAAUACAUUGGUCGAAUUUAUUCGUUCCGAGUACAGGAAGAGAGGAUUCCAAGAAGUAGUCACUCCGAACAUUUACAACAGUAAAUUGUGGCAGACCUCCGGACACUGGCAGCACUACGCCGAGAACAUGUUCUCCUUCGACGUGGAGAAGGAGACCUUCGCGUUGAAGCCUAUGAAUUGUCCAGGUCAUUGCAUGAUAUUCGACGUGCGGUGCAGAUCUUGGCGCGAGCUGCCGCUCAGGAUGGCGGACUUCGGGGUGCUGCAUCGUAAUGAACUGUCAGGCGCUUUGACGGGUCUCACCAGAGUGAGGCGUUUCCAGCAGGACGACGCGCACAUAUUCUGCUCCAUCGAUCAAAUCAAGGACGAGAUGAUUGCCGCUCGAUUUUUACAGCACGUUUACUCUGUCUUUGGUUUUACAUUCAAUUUAUGCCUGUCCACGCGACCCGAGAAGUAUUUGGGCGAUAUAGAGGUCUGGAAUCAUGCCGAGAAAGCGUUGGAGGAGAGCUUGAACUCAUUUGGUCAACCGUGGAGCCUUAAUCCUCAAGAUGGUGCAUUCUAUGGACCUAAAAUCGACAUAACUAUUAUGGACGCACUUAAAAGGGCCCACCAGACCGCUACGAUACAAUUAGAUUUCCAGUUGCCCAUUAGAUUCAAUCUAUCUUACGUCAAUGAAGCGGGAGAGAAAACACGACCAGUUAUCAUACACAGAGCUAUCCUAGGCUCUGUAGAACGUAUGAUUGCGAUCCUAACUGAAUCAUAUGGAGGAAAAUGGCCAUACUGGCUUUCUCCCCGACAAGCAAUGGUUGUGCCAGUAGUAUCACAAUUCGAUGACUACGCUUAUGAAGUGAGACAGAAACUCUGGGACGCUGGCGUCAUGGUUGAAGUCGACACAGAUUCGAGUGAUACUUUGAACAAGAAGAUCCGCAAUGCUCAGCUUGCACAAUUUAACUUUAUACUUGUUGUAGGAGAGAAGGAACGUAAUGCUGGCACAGUGAACAUAAGAACGAGAGACAAUGUUGUGCAUGGUGAAAUGGCAGUAGAGGAAUUGAUUGCAAAAUUGAAAAUUAUGAAGGAAACGAGAGAUCUAAGUGGUGAAUUAAAAUCUUAAUCUAAUAAUAUCUCUCGUGUUAAGGAUUUAUUUAUUUCUAAAUAUUAUACGAUAUCUCAAUAAGCCAAUAGUGAACUUAAUAAUGAGCAACUCUUUAUAGUAAA